UACACUGCAGUUGAUAUAUUAUGAUACCCACAUGUGAACUUUUAUGUUUCACAGAAUGGCAGUGAGGAGAGACUUCUUAGAUGAAUUAACUAAUAUGGAGCUGAUGGAGAGAUACAGGCUGGACAGAGGUGGUUUACAGUUUUUGGACAAUAGACUGAGUAAUGUGCUUAGUCCAAGAACAGAUCGCAGCAGGAGUCUUUCAUCUUUGUACAAGAUACUUAUAACGCUGCGGUACCUGGCCACUGGAUCCACUCAGUUAAAUUAUGGUGACUUGCAUGAUGUUUCCCAGCCUACGGUAUCAAGAGUGAUUGCACAGGUCACUGAUGCUAUGAGUACUCCUGAAUUUAGUCAACAAUAUAUCAAGUUCCCUUCAACACCAGACAAGAUCAAAAGGACCAAAGAAGAGUUUUACGGAAUCGCCAACUUUCCGAACAUACUGGGAGUUAUUGAUGGGACACAUGUCCAAAUAAAGGCCCCAAGAAAUGAGGAGCCAUCUUUUGUUAAUAGGAUGGGGUAUCAUUCUAUCAACACACAGGUUGUCUUUGAUGCGGAGUACCGCAUUUUAGACAUUGCGGCCAGAUGGCCUGGAGCUACGCACGAUAGCCGGAUAUUGAGGGAGAGUGGCCUGUGGGUCCUCAUGGAAGGAGGACAUCUACCAGUUGCUGGACAUAACUAUCUAAUAGGGGACAGCGGCUACCCUUGCAAGCGGUGGCUGUUAACACCCUACUUGCACCCACAGGCAGGGUCACAGACUGAUUACAAUAAAGCUCACAAGCAAACAAGGACUGUAGUAGAACGAGGCAUAGGUCAGCUGAAGAGGCGAUGGGGAGUGUUACAUGGCGAAAUUACACUAGAGCCUGUUAAAGCAUGCAAGGUGAUAAUUUCUUGUGGGGUACUGCAUAACAUCUGCAAAGCCAGGAAUAUUCCUUUGCUGGAUAUAGUACCAGAUGGAAAUCAGGUCAAUAUCAACCAAAAUGGUUACAACGGACCACAGGAAGGACUUAGAUACCGGGAUUACAUAGCAAAUACAUAUUUUUGAUUAAUCAUAAACUUGUUUUUGUAUGCCUGUGAAAUAUGAGAUAUUAUGGGAAAAGGUAACAAGUGUUUUCACCACGAAAUUUGUAAGUGUUGUCA
Molecule: messenger RNA, 1134 nt
Organism: Mercenaria mercenaria
Lineage: Eukaryota; Metazoa; Mollusca; Bivalvia; Venerida; Veneridae
Product: putative nuclease HARBI1
Exons: 4
Coding region: 44-1039 (331 amino acids)
Source: RefSeq, a predicted model, not a curated record